AUGUCAUUGAACACAGAAACAUCAAAUUCUAAUACACGCGGUCGUUCGUAUCGUCCCAGGAGGGGAGGUAGUGGUCACGCAAGGGGCCGAGGUCAAGCUAGGCAUUAUCCGAGCGUGAGCGAGGAGGUUGGGGAUGGGCAUUCUGCCACUUUUGCUGGAGGAAAGAGGGGUUUCACAACAACUGCCACUGUCACUGCUGCCGCCGCCGCUGCCGUCAGGUCAGUGGCGGCCAAAACAACAAAACCUCCAGUAGAAGCAAGGUCGGCGACCCCGACAACAAAUAACCGGCAUUUCUCUGAAAGACGGUUUGCAGAUGCUCCAAUCUCAAGCGCAUCUAAAGCUGGCAUAAAACACGAGUUCAUGUCUGAUGUACAAGCUGCCACCCUUGAUGUUGCUAUGGAGGGACAUGAUUUACUAGUUCAGGCCAGGACAGGGACCGGAAAAACUGUUGCUUUUUUGCUUCCAUCCAUUGAACGUCUCAUCAAAAUGCCAAAAACAGAUAAAAUAUCCAUGUUGGUGUUGGCACCUACUCGUGAGCUUGCUCUUCAAAUUGAGGAGGAAGCCAAAGUACUUCUAGCUCAACACCAUCUAACAGUGGGUCACGCAAUCGGAGGCACAAAUCCAACAACGGAGGCUGCCCGAAUCCUCAACCGACCUUGCGAUAUUUUAAUUGCUACUCCAGGAAGGCUCAUAGAUCACCUCCGUAGCACGACACUCAAAGAGAAGCUCACUGGUUUGAAGAUCAUGGUAUACGACGAAGCUGAUCGUUUACUUGACCAAGGCUUCCGCCCUGAUCUUGAAACGAUAGCAAAGUUCUUGCCUCCCAGACAAACGCGACAGGCAUUACUAUUUUCAGCUACUGUCAGCAAUGAGAUCAAACAGAUUGCAGCAGGUGCUCUUCGCCCUGGAUAUAAAUUCAUUUCAACUUUAUUAGAGGAUGAAGUCAACACUCAUGAACAUGUUGAACAGACUUACAUGAUAACUCCUCAAGAAAAGUUCCUGGGGACUGCUAUUGAUAUUCUGAAACAGGAUCUGAUGGCCCAUCUUUCGGCGACGAUGUCGACUUCAAAGUGCAUGGUCUUCUUCCCCACCGCCCGACACGUCUCCUUCGCCGCUGAAGUCUUCAAACACAUAGAGGGUCUUCCACCAGUUUUGGAAAUUCAUUCCAGAAAAUCCCAGCCUGCACGUAUCAGAGCAGCAGAAGAUUUCAAAAAAGCCCCAAGCGCUAUAUUACUGAGCAGCGAUGUCGCUGCACGGGGCGUCGACUUCCCAGGGGUCACUCUUGUCCUUCAGGUUGGUUUACCAAGCAGUGCUGAACAGUACGUCCAUCGACUAGGACGCACAGCUCGUGCAGGUGCAUCGGGCCGUGGUAUCUUGAUCCUCUCAUCUGAAGAACAGUCAUUUUUGAGUAAGGCCGAAGUCGCCGAGCUGGGUCUCAAGCCUUCCACGCCUCCUCCAAGUCGCACUUCCAUUUCUCAUGCAUUGGCUCAAAUUUCUCCGGAAAUCAAGUCCCAGGCCUAUCGCGCAUUCCUCGGCUUCUACAACUCUUAUACCAAGAGUCUGCGGAUGUCUAAGGAAGCUUUGGUGCAGUGGGCAAAUCACUACGCCUUCAAUUCUUUAGGGUGGCCGGCACGUGAUGGACCUCCUGGAAUCGACCCUCGCACUCUUGGCAAGAUGGGUUUGCGUGGUGUAAAGGGGGUGAAAGAAGAAAAAAAGUAA
Messenger RNA from Psilocybe cubensis, 1719 nucleotides. RefSeq lists its product as uncharacterized. Gene Ontology annotation, molecular function: nucleic acid binding; ATP binding. The transcript has 9 exons. The record is from RefSeq and is a predicted model, not a curated record. NCBI's taxonomy places the organism in Eukaryota, Fungi, Basidiomycota, Agaricomycetes, Agaricales, Agrocybaceae. Gene Ontology annotation, cellular component: mitochondrion. The coding region runs from base 1 to 1719 and encodes 572 amino acids.